AUGGACGAAACCCAAGGCAUAAGUUCAUCGAACGCAGAUGAAGCACACUUUGGAACAGGGGUUGGAUAUAUCAUAGCAGGUCUCUUUGCAGUCUGGUUUGUCUCAGUUGCCCUGGUGGCACUUGUCUCCUAUUUUAAACGUCAGAGACAACAUACUAGUACGAGAAGUGGCGUUGGGAGGUGGCAGGUCGCGCCGGGUGGCAUAGUGACUUUGCAAACCCUCAAUUCUACAAGUCCAGCUGAGAAAUACGAAUUCCCCGCAUCAUCUAAGUCAAAUCUGGAUCUAGAGUCACAUGCAUUGGGCUUUUUAGAACUUUGUGCCAUCUGUCUUGAAGUCUUUGAGAAUUCGGAUACUGUCCGUCGAUUGAACUGUGAGCAUGUCUACCAUCAAAACUGUAUCGACCGCUGGUUCCAAGGUCGAAAUUUCACGUGUCCCUUGUGUAAGUCGAGCGUUUUACGAUCAGGAAACGGUAUUGCUUGA
Molecule: messenger RNA, 480 nt
Organism: Fusarium graminearum PH-1
Lineage: Eukaryota; Fungi; Ascomycota; Sordariomycetes; Hypocreales; Nectriaceae
Exons: 3
Coding region: 1-480 (159 amino acids)
Source: RefSeq, a predicted model, not a curated record